Molecule: messenger RNA, 1571 nt
Organism: Zonotrichia albicollis (white-throated sparrow)
Lineage: Eukaryota; Metazoa; Chordata; Aves; Passeriformes; Passerellidae
Source: RefSeq, a predicted model, not a curated record
GAGAAAUAUUGCUUUCAAAGAAUGACAACAGCUGCUUCAGCAAGUGGAUUUGCUGUGCAAGAGGUCAUUAUUUACAGCUGCCAGCUUUAUUGAAUUCUUCCUUACAUUUCAUCCUUAUUUUCUUUUAGAAGCGGCAAAACAACUUAGGGUUGAUGUUUUGUGUGCCAUCAAGUGAAAUUGGGGCCAUCAUGAAUAUCACCAAGGGUGGGCUGGUGCUGUUCUCAGCUAAUUCCAACUCCUCGUGCAUGGAACUGUCCAGGAGGAUUGCUGAGCGCCUGGGAGUGGAGAUGGGGAAGGUUCAGGUUUAUCAAGAGGCAAACAGAGAAACACGAGUGCAGAUUCAGGAGUCUGUGAGAGGGAAGGAUGUGUUUAUCAUCCAGACAGUUUCAAAGGAUGUGAAUACCACCAUCAUGGAGCUCCUGAUCAUGGUGUAUGCAUGUAAAACCUCCUGUGCCAAAAGCAUUAUUGGAGUGGUUCCUUACUUCCCCUACAGCAAACAGUGCAAGAUGAGGAAAAGGGGCUCCAUUGUCUCCAAGUUGCUGGCCUCGAUGAUGUGCAAAGCUGGGCUAACUCAUCUUAUUACCAUGGAUCUACAUCAGAAGGAAAUUCAGGGUUUCUUCAAUAUUCCAGUUGAUAACUUGAGAGCAUCUCCAUUUUUACUCCAGUACAUCCAAGAAGAGAUACCAGACUACAGGAAUGCUGUAAUUGUGGCCAAAUCUCCUGCAUCUGCCAAGAGGAUGACAUCAUAGAUGACGUUGACACCUUCCUGGCUGCAGCUGAGACCCUCAAGGAGAGAGGGGCCUACAAGAUCUUUGUGAUGGCCACCCAUGGCCUGCUGUCCUCUGAUGCUCCCCGGCUGAUCGAGGAGUCUGCCAUCGAUGAGGUGGUUGUUACAAACACGAUUCCACAUGAAAUACAAAAACUUCAGUGCCCUAAAAUCAAGACUGUGGAUAUCAGCAUGAUCCUGUCAGAAGCCAUUCGCAGGAUCCACAACGGGGAGUCCAUGUCCUACCUUUUCAGGAAUAUAGGAGUGGAUGAUUAAAGCUCAUUCCUCUAAAUAAACACCCGGGCCAAACUGGAAGCGAACAGAGAACGAGCUGUGAAGCGUUGUGCUUACCUUAAUAUUUCCAUUGAGCCACUUCUUGUUUUCUCUUGGUUUAAGUAUCAAGGUAGAACAGUUUUUGAGACCUUUUUUUUUUUCCUUUGCAGGGUUUUUUUUGAAAUUGGGGGGUUGGUGGGAAUAAACGUUUUACAGAAAAACUGUUCUAGUUGCUUUUAGGGUAGUUGCACUAUACACGAUGGAAAAAUCCCACAAAACACUUGAGGCAAGAAUUUGGCUUCUAAAUUAAGCAUUCCUUUUCCAAAGCUGCUUGCUACAAGUGCUUUAAAUGAUAAUACAAUGAAGUGACUGUAUAAUAUUUGCAUUUUAAAAGCCAAAAAGGUCGUACUGUUGUAUGCAGUCCAGUGAUUUUGUAGGAGUGCUUUUAUAGAAAAGCAUAUGGAAUAUGCACCUGUAUUUAUUUUCUGCGACAAAGAAUAAAAACUUGUUUUGUGUGAGCUUUCUAAAAAUG